UAGUUGGAGCGUAAAACUAACCGCACCUGCUUUAAGUCAUAAGGAUAGUGAAUAGUAGCACAGGCAGUUUCAAACCAGAAAGCACUAUGUCUCCGGUAUCCCGUAUCAUUUCCAUUAUGCUGUUGUUGGCCGUUGCCCUGCAAUCGGCUGAUGCCCAGUGCCCUGAUAAUCCGUGUGGUAAGGAAGCAAUGUGUCGAUUGAAUUCGGCUGCCAUUCCCGUCUGCUCGUGCCCUUUCGGUUAUCUGGGUGACCCAUUCAAGGAGUGCAUUCGACCGGAGUGCAUCAGCGACGGCGACUGCACCGAGUUUCAGGGAUGUCGCAAGGGCAAGUGUGUCGAUCCGUGCAUCCUUAGCUGCGGCACGAACGCUGACUGCAGGACCAACCACCAUAUACCCGUUUGUAGCUGCCCGUCAGGAUACACCGGAAGUCCGUUCGAACGAUGCGACCCACUGUAGGGCAGACCCGAAGAAAUGCAGAAUUUCUUUUCCUCGUGUGCAACAUAAAGGCAAAUAAAAUAAAAGGCCAACGUAUCAUU
Messenger RNA from Anopheles aquasalis, 535 nucleotides. Its product is annotated as delta-like protein 4. Lineage: Eukaryota; Metazoa; Arthropoda; Insecta; Diptera; Culicidae. The record is from RefSeq and is a predicted model, not a curated record.